This is a messenger RNA of Stegastes partitus (bicolor damselfish), 498 nucleotides long. Its product is annotated as guanine nucleotide-binding protein G(I)/G(S)/G(O) subunit gamma-5. Gene Ontology annotation, cellular component: heterotrimeric G-protein complex. Lineage: Eukaryota; Metazoa; Chordata; Actinopteri; Pomacentridae. The record is from RefSeq and is a predicted model, not a curated record. The transcript has 3 exons. Bases 129 to 335 code for a protein of 68 amino acids. Gene Ontology annotation, biological process: G protein-coupled receptor signaling pathway. Gene Ontology annotation, molecular function: G-protein beta-subunit binding.
CAUCCCUGAAGGCAGCACUGGCUGACACUCCUUUAAGGAAGAAGAAGAAGUUAGCAGCUAGCUAGCAGCGACAGCGAACUCUUGAUUAAAGUUUCAUAUUCGUCGCUACCGAGACUUUAACCGUAACAAUGUCGGGAUCGUCCAACAUCGUGGCGAUGAAGAAAAUCGUCCAGCAGCUGCGCCUUGAGGCCGGAAUAAACAGAGUGAAGGUGUCCCAGGCGGCCGCCGACCUGCAGCAGUUCUGCCUCCAGAACGCCCAGCAGGACCCUCUGCUCACCGGCAUGUCGUCCAGCAACAACCCGUUCAGACCGCAGAAAGUCUGCUCCUUCCUAUAGCACCGCGGCCGGCCGGCCCGCCGGGCCUCCUGCUCCGUUUUGGACUUUGUGGUGCUCUGUGGAACUGGGCUGCAGGAUCCUGCAUCGUGGACUGGAAUCGUCUCAGGAGUGUUAGGGAAUUUGGGCCAAACAACUAACUUAAGAGUUUUUCCUUUUUUUUUUU